This is a messenger RNA of Clupea harengus (Atlantic herring), 3415 nucleotides long. It is a transcript of the gene nap1l1, whose product is annotated as nucleosome assembly protein 1-like 1. Bases 141 to 1298 code for a protein of 385 amino acids. Gene Ontology annotation, biological process: nucleosome assembly. The record is from RefSeq and is a predicted model, not a curated record. Gene Ontology annotation, cellular component: nucleus. The transcript is spliced from 16 exons. Lineage: Eukaryota; Metazoa; Chordata; Actinopteri; Clupeiformes; Clupeidae.
UAUGAGCGCACGCGGCGGGAUCUCUAUCCCUUUUACCGCCAUCAGAUCUGAGUCCUUUUCUCUCUCAGCCUGCCUCACUGCGCACCAUAUCACAGUCGAACCGUCAGCUAAAGAAAUAAAGCAACCAAUCAAGCAACAACAUGGCAGACAUUGACAACAAAGACACAGCUGAAAUGGACCCUGCAGAUAUGGAGGACGUAGAAGAAGUGGAGGAGGAGGAGACUGGAGAGGACAACAAAGCUCGUCAGCUCACUGUGCAGAUGAUGCAGAACCCACAGAUCCUGGCGGCGCUGCAGGAGCGACUGGACGGACUGGUGGGCUCACCGUCUGGUUACAUGGAGAGCUUACCGAAGAUUGUGAAGAGGCGUGUGAACGCCCUGAAGAACUUACAGGUGAAGUGCGCCCACAUCGAGGCCAAGUUCUACGAGGAGGUGCACGAGCUGGAGAGAAAGUAUGCUGCCCUCUACCAGCCUCUCUUUGACAAGCGUAGUGAGAUCAUCAAGGCAGCGUAUGAGCCCACAGAUGAGGAGUGUGAGUGGAAGGCGGAUGACGAGGAAGAGCUGAGCGUAAGUAAGCAGGAUGAGAUGAAGGACAAGGCUAAAGUGGAGGAGGAGAAGAAGGAUGAAGAGAAGGAGGACCCCAAAGGCAUCCCUGAGUUCUGGUUGACCGUUUUCAAGAACGUGGACCUGCUUAGCGACAUGCUGCAGGAACAUGACGAGCCUAUUCUUAAGCACUUACAGGACAUUAAAGUGAAAUUUUCAGAUGCUGGUCAGCCAAUGAGCUUCACAUUAGAAUUCUUCUUCGAGCCCAACGACUUUUUCACCAACACACUGCUGACAAAAACCUACGUAAUGCGCUCUGAACCCGAUGAGACUGACCCCUUCUCCUUUGACGGCCCAGAGAUCAUGCGCUGCACAGGGUGUCCGAUUGACUGGACGAAGGGCAAGAACGUCACGCUGAAGACCAUCAAGAAGAAGCAGAAGCACAAGGGACGCGGAACAGUCCGGACCGUCACCAAGACUGUCCCCAACGACUCCUUCUUCAACUUCUUCUCUCCCCCAGAAGUCCCAGAAAGUGGUGAAAUGGACGAGGACUCUGAGGCAGUGCUGGCUGCGGACUUCGAGAUUGGUCACUUCAUCCGCGAGCGCAUCGUUCCCCGGGCCGUGCUCUACUUCACAGGAGAGGCCAUCGAGGAUGACGACGAUGAUUAUGAUGAGGAAGGGGAGGAAGCUGAUGAUGAGGAGGGCGAGGAAGAGGCAGAUGAAGAGAACGAUCCAGAAUAUGAUCCCAAGGUGUAAAUGAUGUCUAUAGAAAUAACCCUAUCUAUCCUGAAGGACGCCAAUCCACCCGCGGAGUGCAAGCAACAGUGAUGCCUGUGCCCUUUCCCCAUCCGACGGCCUUGAGGAUCAACUGCACUGUAACAGCUUCUGAAACAAAACAUAGUUAAUUACCGCCUUAUAAUGUUUUGUAUUUUUCUUGGUAGAAAUGAUUUCACUAAACCAACAACAAAAAAAAAACUGGGGAUUCAGAAUUUUUGUUACAAUGAAGAAGACCGAAAAAACUCGAUAAUGUGAGCCGUGGCUCUACAUGCAUAGUAUUUUAUUAGUUUUUUUUUUGUUUGUUUUUUUUUUGUUCUCUUUAUUAUAUAUAUUUCUUUUCCUCUGUACAAAUAGUUAGGAUGCAGAAAAUCCCUGAGAGGAAAAAAAGCAUGAACUUCACUGCUUAAAAGAGAGGGAAAAAAAAAAAAACUAGUUUGGGUUCUUGUGAAGUCUUUUGUCGUAUCGCUCUUGGACAACAGCUGUGGAACAAAUGCCUGUGUUGGGAAAUGGGGUGGGUGGGUGGGGGGCGGGGUGAGGAAAAAACAGGUGCACAAAAACCCUUGUUUAUGCGUUCCAACUCUUAACCAAUUCCGCGCCCCACUGAUACAUAACCAAAGCUGUGGAUGCCCUGGCUGCAUGAAAUGAACGGUGCGUGCGUGUGUGUAUGUGUGUGUCCUCUGUUUUUGAUGUUUUUAAACACCCAAUGAAAAUGGAUGUGAAGUGUAUCCUACAUUCUGGAACUAGGCCUUUGCGUUCCGUGUAGAUCAGGAAAAAGAGAGGGGCCCAAAUAACUUGCAGCCAGUUGAAGUUAAGCCAAGCAAUCUCAACAUUCCGAUAUCUAGCAGCAGUUCAGAACAUUCGGAUUUGCAGACGUAUCUCUGCUAAUAUAGUUUUAAGAACAGCCUGAGCAGUUUUACAGUUCUUGGAUACCUAAUUAUGAAAUCUUUUUCUCUACCUGAUUUACCUGGGUUAUGCUGGAAUUUUAACAGCGGCGAGGGUCGGGGAUCAAACACAUGGCUUGUGGAUUAGCAUCAUCCUAACAUUCCAGCUGAUUAGGUUUCAUCUGUCUGAUACAAGCAAGGAAAGGGUUGUUGGAGUAGAGUUAGUGAGCCAGUGCCUGCGCUGUGCCUUCCCUGAUCAAAGCUCUUUGACCCACUGUUACAUAUCCAUUCUUUUCUAUAAUGGUUUGUUCUAGCAUUGAACAUGUAGGCAGUGGUGUCCUUCCCCUAAAAAGCACUUUUGUCCAGUGAAAGUAUUCCUAAACCCCUCCCCCCUUCACCAAUCGGAGAAUUGAGUGCUUAGAGUAGUUUACCAACAAAGCACUGUAGUGGCAGCCCAGCUUCUUUUUCGGAAUCUAGAAUCCUUUUUGGAAUCUCAUUCAUUGCGUAUGGAAGCUUCUCCACUCAUAUUUGAUAAUCCUUGCCCUUUUUGUUUUCGGGAGGAAUCGGUUUGAAUCUUGUUCUCGUGGGUUGUUGAUAACAGCCAGGGGGGUGUGUGUGUGUGUGUGUGUGUGUGCACACCUGCGUGUGAGCAUGAUGUGUGUUUGGCCCUGAGUGAGACCCAGUCAGUAGUUGGGGUACAGAUUCCUGUCUGUCCCUUGCCACUGAGAACAAGGCCCAUCACUGUGAAGGGGAAGUGUGUGUGUGUGUGUGUUUGAGUGGGGGAUGUGUAGAGUGAGAGGAUGGUCUCCACGUCAUUGGUGACUGCUUGGGGAUUGACGUUUUCUUGUAGCUCUACCAAGCAGGAUUUCCCUCAACCAGACGAGCAAUACUGUUAAAGGGGAACAAAAUGUAAAAAAUGACACAGGUUGUUUGGGUCCUGUCAGUUAAGCAUUGUAUGUGUGAGCAAAAGAGUUGUGUGUGUGCGUGUGUGAGGCACAGGUGUCCAGCCUCUGCAUUGCUCCCUGGUACAGUACAGAUAAGCCGAGGGAUGAAUAAUGUCGAAGAAUGAGUACCUGUUGGGGGUCUAAAUUGGGAUUGUGUUUGGAUCCCCUAAAGCAGCUGUUGUCAAAGCAAAACGCCAUGCUACAAAAUACUAAUGUACUCAAUAAAACUGUACGUGUAUGUAUAUUCAUGAAAUAAAUUGGUUAAACGUGA